Molecule: messenger RNA, 1292 nt
Organism: Episyrphus balteatus (marmalade hoverfly)
Lineage: Eukaryota; Metazoa; Arthropoda; Insecta; Diptera; Syrphidae
Gene: Mob3
Product: MOB kinase activator-like 3
Exons: 6
Coding region: 138-830 (230 amino acids)
Biological process (GO): positive regulation of protein phosphorylation; signal transduction
Cellular component (GO): cytoplasm; nucleus
Molecular function (GO): protein kinase activator activity
Source: RefSeq, a predicted model, not a curated record
UGCGAUUCCCAUAGAUUUGAUUAAAAACCAAAAAAAAAACCGAGAACAACUCAAAUAUUAAAAACAAAUUCAAGUAAAUUCAAGAUAAUAAAAGCCUACAACAACCAAAAUAUAUUCUUCAACAAAAAUAACAAAUUAUGCGUCGAAAUAAUGUAAAAUUAAGAGAAAGGAUGGCCUUAAACGGAUUUCUUGAGUUUUUUCAAAAAGGAAAGACAUUCAGACCAAAAAAACGCUUCUCAACCGGCACAAUUCGGUAUUCUCUGCAUAAACAAGCCCAAGCAAGUCUUCAGUCUGGAAUAAAUUUGCGGCAGGUGGUUCGUUUGCCGGAAGGGGAAAACAUGAACGAUUGGUUAGCUGUUCAUGUUGUGGACUUUUUUAAUCGAAUAAAUUUAAUUUAUGGCACUGUAUCUGAGUACUGCAGUGAAACAACUUGUCCAGUAAUGUCUGGUGGUUCACGAUAUGAAUAUCUAUGGGCAGAUGGUGAAAAUUUCAAAAAACCAACACAUCUACCAGCUCCACGUUAUGUCGAAUUACUCAUGGAUUGGAUAGAAUCGCAAAUAAAUAACGAAACUGUAUUUCCUGUAUCGACGGAUGUGCCUUUUCCGAAAACUUUUGUCACGUUGUGUAGAAAAAUUUUAACCCGAUUGUUUCGUGUGUUUGUGCACGUGUACAUCCAUCAUUUUGAUCGAAUUGUCAGCAUUGGAGCGGAAGCUCAUGUGAAUACCUGCUACAAGCAUUUUUAUUAUUUUGUUCAAGAAUUUGAUUUAAUUUCAAGCAAAGAGUUAGAACCAUUAAACGAAAUGACUUCGAAAAUAUGUAAAGAUUCAUAAUAUUAAUAAUUUUUUGUAUUGUUUGUUUCUUUCUUUUGGUUGUCUUAUUUAAUACAUUUCAACCGAAAACAAACUCAAAUAAACGAGUUUGUCUUAGAUUAUGAUACUAUGUAAUUAAUGUGUGUAGUCUUUUGUAUGGUUCCUUUGUCUAAACUAGCAGAGAUAUGGUAUCACAGAAAUAGAAUAUUAAUAAUAUAUAUAUAAAAUAUGUAGUUUAAGGCGAAUUUAUAAAAUUAUUCUAAGUCGAGCAUUUCUCGAUGUUGAACUUACACGAACGAAAACAAACAACAAAAAUUUAUAUAUAUUUAAGAUUUGUAAAAUUGUAUUUAUCAAAUGAGAAUAAUAAUUGUGUAAGAAUUAUAUGCUUUCCAGCAAUCUCAAUUUAUGUGGUGUCUUCUUGAAUAUAAUAAAACCCAAACAAAUUGUUUCGGUUAUGCGAGUAUACUGUGUAUAUAAUAAAUA